AUGGACGAGGGCUACGCCAGCCUCCCCACCAGCCACCUCCUCGGCUCCGUCCCCGCUGUGGUUGUGGCUCCCGAUGAGAGGAAGCCCGGUGCCCCGGCCGAAGUUGGAAAUGCCGCUGCCACCUCGCGCCUGCAGCAGUUUCCGCCUGCUCCUGCUGCCAACGGAGGAGGUUACCAGCCUCCAGGGAGUCCUCUAGGUGGAGAUGUAGAAACACAGACAAACUGGAAAGGAUACUUCAAUGUUGCCUCUUAUACUCCAUAUUUCAAUGUUGAUACUGAUGUCGUUGUUGACAGACUUAUCAGUUCAGUUUAUCCAAUGGAGGGAUUUUUCAGGAAGAUAGAUGCUAAUCCUGACAUGUAUGGGCCCUUAUGGAUUACCACUACACUGAUAUUCAUGCUGGCUGCAUUCGGAAACUUUGCCACUUAUCUAAUGCAAAGGAAAAGUGAUCUGAACAUAUGGAACUUUGAUGUUAGCUAUUUCAGUUUGGCGGCAUCAGUCAUGUACGGUUAUGCUAUCGUGGUACCUGCUGCAUUCUUUUUCCUGUUUCAGUACUUUGGAUCACGCCCAAGCCUUAUCCGGUUUUGGUGUAUGUGGGGCUAUUCUCUGUUUAUCUUCGUACCAGCAUCUAUACUGCUACUUAUUCCUGUGGAAUUUCUUCGCUGGGUCAUCAUAGCUGGUGCUGGUGGUGCAUCAUCUUGGUUCAUCUUUUUAAACUUGAAGGAAUGCACCGAAGGAGCUGAUAUGAUGGCUUUGAUCGCAAGUGCAUCAGUGCUGCAGUUUGCUCUGGCACUGUUCAUCAAAGUUUUCUUUUUUGCCUGA
This is a messenger RNA of Triticum turgidum subsp. durum (durum wheat), 819 nucleotides long. The record is from the annotation of a GenBank genome assembly. Lineage: Eukaryota; Viridiplantae; Streptophyta; Magnoliopsida; Poales; Poaceae.